AUGAGCUCGGGGAAACGCAUCCUGGCCCAAUCGCUGGCUGUUCGGGGCCGAUCGAGCACCCACCGCCGUAACUUCUCUGGUUUGCCCAAUCUGACUGGGAAUCAAACAUCAUUGUCGUUUCCGGAUGCAAGCACCGGAGGGGAGGCAUCCGAGCCUCCCGCUAGUACAGAACCCUCGAGCGCGCUGCCGGCAGUCGAGGAGAUCGCAGAAGAAGUACCAAUCACCGGGCGAGUCGAGGAGGUCCCUGAGGUCCCUGACUCGGAAUCAGCCCCAUUGUCGAAAUUUGAUGCGUUCUCACUCAUCCGUUGCGUGCUGAUUCUCUGUGCAUGGCUUCAUUGUCAACAUCACGUCUCUUUCUACGCUAUCUCGAUACUCCUGUGGGCCAUUCGCUUUGUCUUCUCAGCUCUCCCGGGAAAUAUUCUUGGAGAUGCAGAGCUUCCUAAAACUCUCAAGACAGUAUUUGCACGCUUGAAAAUCCAUGAUCAAUUCAAAGUCUAUCCGAUCUGCCUGUUUUGUCAUUCCGUUUUUGCGGAGGUCUCCCCAUGGAAUUCUAAAUGCCCCAACUGUGAUGUGGCAAUCUAUCGCUCUUGCUCUGAGACUUUUCUCGACCGCUUCCUUGCGACAGACAACCUCGAAGAGGAGGAUCCAAAUUCUCAUCCGCAGAACUCAAGCUUCCAAGCCCAAGCUGUUGCCCCAAUGCUCCUGCUCUCAGAUGCUUUGCAGACAUUUUUCAUGCGGCCUGGAAUGGUGGAUGCGGUGCAAGAGUGGAGGACAAAACCAGAAUCCAACGAGAAACUUGAGACAAUUCAAGAUGGUGAAGUGUGGAAAAAUCUCAAGGCUGCCAAUGGAUCACGGUUUUUCUACAAUGAGGAAGAAAAUGAAUUGCGGCUUGGUGUUUCGUUAGGCAUUGACUGGUUUGGUCGCAAAUCCAGCAACUAUGGUCCAAGUCAUUCUUCAGGGGUUGUUAGCUUCUGCAUCCAGAACUUGACCUCAGAAUUGAGAUAUCGUCCAGAGAACCUGAUUUUGACUGGGAUGCCCCCUGGUCCCACUGAACCUACAUCACCCCAACUCCAGAAUUAUUCAAAAAUUAUUGUUGACGACUUGAUCAAACUCUAUGAAGAUGGAAUCACCAUAGCUGUCCCAGGAUUUCCAAACAAAUUUCGUGUACAGGUUGCACUAGUAUCCAUCAUUGUGGACCACCCAGCAAUGUGCAAAAUCUGUGGGUUUGCUGAUCAUGGGCACAAGAGCGCACCAUGUCCAAAGUGCAAAGUCUCAAAAGGUGACAUGUUCACCGUAAAGUCGCUUGAGAACCGAUAUCCCAAGCGAACAAAUGAGGAACACCGCAGACUAGCUGAGCAAUAUCAAGAGCUUGGGACUGAUGAAGAGAGAGAUGCUUUCUUUACCGACUAUGGAGUUCGGUGGUCUGAAUUCAUUCGUCUCAAAUACUUUGACAUCAUCCGGUGUACUGUCAUUGAUCCCAUGCAUAACCUCCUCCUGGCACACGAAUCCACCAUUUCGUACCGAUUCCCAUCAUCAUCUGGGAGUCCAUCCCCUCCCCCCAUCAUACCAUUGUCGCCCGAUCUGGCGCAUCAAAACGAACCCGGACCCUCCAACCCCUACCUCGCCCUCCCGCCGCCUGAAGACGAGAUCCCCGACCUUGGCGAGUUACCCUCCGAACAACCACCCUCGCCCCCACCUACCGCACCUGCUCCUACCAUGUCAGGACAUCACCGCAUCACUCUCGCUGCCAACCCCCCCUACUUCGAUGGCGACAAGUCCAAAUACCUGGGCUUUGUGGACGCGUGCACCACUUACAUCGGUGCCUAUCGGUCAGAGUUCUCGCUGGACGAGACGAAAAUCCUCUUCGUCCUGUCCUACCUCCGCAAUGAGAGCGGCACAAGCUGCGCCGCCUCAAGAUGGGCGAUGAACUGGAAGCAGCACAAUUUCGAGGGCUUCCAAGGACUAAAGGCGGGAGUCACCGCGACAAGCUUCUUGGAGGAGCUUCAGAGGGCCUUUGGGGAUUCUAACGCAGAGCAAGUCGCUGCCGCCCGACUCAUGGCCCUUCGCCAGGGCAGACGGUCCUUCGCGGACUACAUCUCUGACUUUGAAAUGCUGGCUGCGGACGCGGGGUACAACGUGGUCGCCUCAACCGAUGACAAGGGCGAGUACAAGAAGGGGGAUCAGGACAACAUCCUCAUCGAGUUCCUCGAGCGCGGACUCAGCAGCGAAAUUGCAAGCCGCCUCUACAACACCGGCGUCCCCCUGCCCAAGGCAUAUGGUGCCUUCAAGAACUGGUGCGUCAACAUCGAGGCCAAUGCCUUGCGCGAUCAGCUGCGUAAGGCAUCCUAUGCGCACUCAACUCCGCGGCCCCCACCCCAAUUCCGCCCUCAGGCUGCACCAUCAGCACCUACACCCGCUCCGGCCCGACCAGCGGCCAAUGAGCCGGUUCCGAUGGAGAUCGAUCGCACCCACGCCCGUGGCCGCAAUAUCAUCUGCUACAACUGUCAGCAGCCUGGGCACAUUGCGCGGAACUGCCCUGAGCCCAAGAAGAAGCGCACGUUCUUCAAUCGGGCCACAAUGCUAGAAGAGAUCGAGAACGGGGACAAGGACAACAAGUUCCUGAAGGAGAUCGCCGAGAAGCUGCGCGAGAAGGGUUUUUGA
Mycena citricolor is the source of this 2661-nucleotide messenger RNA. NCBI's taxonomy places the organism in Eukaryota, Fungi, Basidiomycota, Agaricomycetes, Agaricales, Mycenaceae. The record is from the annotation of a GenBank genome assembly.